Messenger RNA from Didymosphaeria variabile, 756 nucleotides. RefSeq lists its product as uncharacterized. The record is from RefSeq and is a predicted model, not a curated record. The transcript is spliced from 2 exons. The coding region runs from base 1 to 756 and encodes 251 amino acids. Lineage: Eukaryota; Fungi; Ascomycota; Dothideomycetes; Pleosporales; Didymosphaeriaceae.
AUGACGCAGGCCAUUGCAAAGUAUGCCGCGCGCAAGAUGCUGUCGAGCGAGAUGAACAAGUACAAGGACAAGGCGCCGGUCGGUCAAUAUGAUCCUUUCUACGAAGAGAUACCGCACCCCAGGAAGCCUGGCAAAAUGAAAAAGGUCAAGAAGCAGGUACCGGCCUACAUCCCAGAGCACGAUGCCAAUAUUCUCGCCCGCGCCCGCAAAACUGCCUAUAGGCUCGACUGCUGUCUCUUCAAUUUCCUCGGUAUCCGCUUCGGCUGGUCCUCUGUCAUCGGUAUCGUUCCUGCGGCCGGUGAUGCCAUGGACACCGCCCUCGCCGCCAAACUCGUCAAGAACAUGACCAAGGUUGAAGGCGGCCUACCCCGGGGUGUCUUGAUGAUGAUGCUUUUCAACCUGAUCAUCGACUUUGUCGUCGGCCUCAUUCCCAUUAUCGGCGAUCUUGCAGAUGCCGCUAUCCGCGCCAACUCCAAAAACGUACGACUUCUUGAGGAGCACCUCGACAAGAAGUACAAGCCUAAGGGCCUUAAAUCACCGAGACCCGCUACUGUCUACGAGGACUUUUCAGAUGAAGAGUACGAGCGCGCCGGUAUCAUUAGAGAUGGUCGCGACGACCGCGACGACAUACGACAGCCCGCUCGCGCAUACUCCGGUCGCCGCGACAGGGUUACGGACGAGGAGAUGGGUUAUGGUCAAAACGACAGACGUGACGAUCGACCCAGCCGUAACACCACGAGGAGUAGUCGGCGGUAG